AUCUUAAUUAAUGCUAAUCGUACCAAUCCUAAUCUUAACAAUCUUAAUCUUUUCAGGAAAUUAUAAAUAUGGCAUUAUCACAUCCAGUUAAAGUUGUACUUAAAAGCACUACUACAUUGACAUUGAGUGAACGAUUCACUGAGAUGAUGCGAAACAAAUCUCCUGCAAAGAAACGAAAUCCUAGGGAAGAAAUGAACUCAAAUGCUCGUGCUAGUGCAAAAAAUCGUAGACUUGCUGAGCAAAUGUCUCGCAGAAGCGGUGGAAAGGCUAUGAUGGAUACUAUUAACAAAGAAAGUGUUAAAAACAGAAUAGACAGAUCCCAAGUUAAAUUAAACGUCCGAGAUCGCUUAGGAAGCCCUGGAAGACGAGGUGGAAGUGUUCAAAAUAGAUUAGGUCGUGGUAGAGGAGGAACUAUGAGAGGAGGACGUGGUAGGGGAAGCUCCAGAGGCAUUAAUAGAGGAGGACAGAACUUUAGAUCGCCACGUAGUAAUAGAGGAAAUUUUGGCACGAGAGAUUCAUUUCGUGGAAGUAAUACAAAUAGAAGUAGAGGUGGCCGUGGAGGUGGAGGUGGACAGAGAGGGUUCCGCGGGGGUGGACAGAGAGGGCGUGGUCGAGGCCAACGUGGUCGAGGUGGCAGAGAACGAAGACCAGUGGAUCAAACUAAUUUAGAUAAAGAAUUGGAAACAUACAUGUCUGGUGCGAAAACAUGAAUCAAAGAUUUUGACAAAUUCUUUCAUUUAAGAUCUAACACUAUUUAUUGUGUUUAUAAAUGCGUUGGGACAUCUCAUAUAAAUGUCUCCAACUGCAGUUUAAACCGCGAUUUGCUUUUUUAAUAAUACCAGCCUUUUAGAAUUAUAGCAUUUUUAUUGGCCGCUUUCAAGUAAUAUAUCUUACAAGCUUUGAGGUUUUAUUUUCAUCUUUCUUUCGAUGUAAAUGUUAUUUUUACCAUGUAUUUUUUAUUGAAAAGUAAUUUAAAGACAAAAGCCAGUGCGACGGCUAUGUUAUUAUAAUGGCAAAAAGCUGGGGUUUUUCUUCUCAAAGAGCUAGCCUCUCUAUUUUUCAAACCACACUGAAACCCUGGACACACUGAAACCCUGGACAUUAAAUUACUUUACGGACAGAAACUUUCGUGGCAGAAGCUUUUGCGUAUCAAAAAAAACUUUCCCGUUUCGCUGUUUUUGGAACAAAUUUAGCUGGGGUUAUUUUCGCGUAAAAAACUUUCGCGAAUAUGAAAAAAUUAUUUUUUAAAAAACUUUUAUAAUUUUUCUUACUUUAAAGUGAAAAAAUAGAAAUUCAACUUUCCACUCAGAAUCAGUUUCGUCAUCGGUUUCUCCAUCUUUACCAAAGCUGUUGAAUUUUGCUACCACAUAACAAUACACCUUUCCCGAGACUUAUUCUUUUGAUGUGCCGCAACUUUUUCUGUUGAGUUUUAUGAAAAACGGACAACAGAUUUGAAUUCCUUAUCAAAAAUGUCAUAAACGAAGAAAAUUUCGAAACAAUGCAGCAAGUAAACAACCUGUUAUUCUAAUUUAAGAUUGGUGGUAUGUCCAACCUCUUUUUAAAAACGAGGCGAGACAUGGUAACUUGAGCAUUAAGAAGACUUUAACUGUGAUAUAUAUCUCCUCAAAAUAGCACUUUCUGUUGGCGUAUCAAGUUAAACUUUUACACGUAAAUUAAACAAACUAUGCUGAAUUCAAAUAUGUUAUUCAUAUUUUACAAGUUUAAAAAAAGUAUGACUCAUGGCCCCGGGAAAGGUGUAUUCAAAUUCUUCUAUCGUGACAUCACAAACGGCUAGUAGAUGACUAUUAUCAUCCACUUGCCUGUCAUCAUCACCCAAAAUUGAAUUCUUAACCAGUUUCGAUGCAAAAUAGGAAAAGGAAGAAAGCUGUGACAAGUACUGGAGGAAAUAACGAUAUUAGAGAAAUGUUUAGUAUGGCAAAGCGAAAGAAAGAGACAAAAGUUGUAAUAGAUUGAUAUACUGAAAAUUGGAAAAGAUUGUAUACGUAUUAAUAACAUCCA
This is a messenger RNA of Hydractinia symbiolongicarpus, 2019 nucleotides long. RefSeq names its product chromatin target of PRMT1 protein-like. NCBI's taxonomy places the organism in Eukaryota, Metazoa, Cnidaria, Hydrozoa, Anthoathecata, Hydractiniidae. The record is from RefSeq and is a predicted model, not a curated record. The transcript is spliced from 2 exons. The coding region runs from base 69 to 710 and encodes 213 amino acids.